This is a messenger RNA of Ilex paraguariensis (yerba mate), 289 nucleotides long. The record is from the annotation of a GenBank genome assembly. Lineage: Eukaryota; Viridiplantae; Streptophyta; Magnoliopsida; Aquifoliales; Aquifoliaceae.
UUUAGAGAUCGCUUGUUUCAUACUAUUACAAGAAUUAUCCUGUGCAAUAACAAUCCAUGGAAAUGGGAAGAGCGUUAAAGCCAUGGUGGUUGAUGAGUGUGACUCGACUAUGGGUUGUGAUGUUGAUCAUGCGUACCAGCCACCAUGCGCGAAUAACAUUGUCGACGCCUCAGCAGUAGUUUGGAGUGCUCUGGGUGUGCCCGACAGUGAAGGGGGUGGAUGGAUAUCUUCUGGUCUGAAUAAGCUGGGGGUACCAUCGCGAGUGAUAAAUUAUUACGAGAUGUUUUGA